CCGGCCGCACAUGUGUUUCUGUUUUGUGUUGUAGCAUUUGUUCUGGAAGCUCGUAUUUACAUUUUAAGUGUAUCUGGUGAGAGGGCAGGAUCCCUCGUCUGGGCCGGAAAAAAAGAAAGAAAGAAAGAAAAGCAGCCUUCCUAUCCGUCUUUUAGUUGCGACUCUUCCUUUUUCUCUCCGGUUUUGCAUCACUCCAGCCAGCCGCGACCAUGCCCAGGAAGAAGGCGGCGGCGGCCUGGGAGGAGCCGAGCUCGGGGAACGGUAUGGCCCGCGCGGGGCCCAGGAAGCGCGGCGGCCCGGCGAGUAGGAAGCGCGAGCGGCCCGAGCGCUGCAGUAGCAGCAGCGGCGGCGGCAGCAGCGGCGACGAGGACGGCCUGGAGCUCGACGGGGCCCCCGGCGGCGGCAAACGAGCGGCGCGACCGGCGACGGCCGGCAAGGCGGGUGGCGCGGCCGUGGUCAUCACCGAGCCCGAGCACACCAAGGAGCGCGUCAAACUUGAAGGGUCUAAGUGCAAAGGUCAACUUUUGAUUUUUGGGGCAACCAACUGGGACUUGAUUGGUCGUAAAGAAGUGCCUAAGCAACAAGCCGCUUACCGCAAUCUCGGUCAGAACCUGUGGGGGCCUCACAGGUAUGGAUGCCUGGCGGGGGUCCGGGUGCGGACCGUGGUGUCAGGGUCGUGUGCUGCCCACAGCCUCCUCAUCACCACAGAGGGAAAGCUGUGGAGCUGGGGGCGGAAUGAGAAGGGGCAGCUUGGCCAUGGUGACACCAAGAGAGUGGAAGCCCCUAGGCUGAUCGAGGGCCUCAGCCAUGAAGUGAUCGUGUUGGCCACCUGUGGGCGAAACCACACUCUGGCAUUGACGGAAACUGGCUCUGUGUUUGCUUUCGGAGAGAACAAGAUGGGGCAGUUGGGCCUCGGGAACCAGACAGACGCUGUCCCCAGCCCUGCGCAGAUAAUGUACAACGGCCAGCCAAUUACCAAAAUGGCCUGCGGGGCAGAAUUCAGUAUGAUAAUGGACUGCAAAGGAAACCUCUAUUCCUUUGGGUGCCCUGAAUACGGCCAGCUGGGACACAACUCGGAUGGGAAGUUCAUUGCCCGGGCACAGCGGAUAGAGUAUGACUGCGAGCUGGUGCCCCGGCGAGUGGCCAUCUUCAUUGAGAAGACGAAAGAUGGGCAGAUCCUGCCGGUACCCAACGUGGUCGUACGCGAUGUGGCCUGUGGCGCCAACCACACGCUGGUCCUGGAUUCCCAGAAGCGCGUCUUCUCCUGGGGCUUUGGGGGCUAUGGCCGCCUGGGCCAUGCAGAGCAGAAGGACGAGAUGGUGCCUCGCCUGGUGAAGCUGUUCGACUUCCCCGGCCGUGGUGCUUCGCAGAUCUAUGCUGGCUACACCUGCUCCUUUGCUGUCAGUGAAGUGGGAGGGCUGUUUUUCUGGGGGGCCACCAACACCUCCCGAGAGUCUACCAUGUAUCCGAAAGCAGUGCAGGACCUCUGUGGCUGGAGGAUCCGGAGCCUGGCUUGUGGGAAGAGCAGCAUCAUCGUGGCAGCUGACGAGAGCACCAUCAGCUGGGGCCCAUCGCCGACCUUCGGGGAGCUGGGCUACGGGGACCACAAGCCCAAGUCUUCCACUGCAGCCCAGGAAGUGAAGACUCUGGACGGCAUCUUCUCAGAGCAGGUGGCCAUGGGCUAUUCACACUCCUUGGUGAUUGCCCGGGAUGAGAGCGAGACAGAGAAGGAAAAGAUCAAGAGGCUGCCAGAGUACAACCCGCGCACCCUUUGAGCAGAGCCAGGCUCUGCCCUGCGGCAGCUGUCAUUUCCGCGUGCACUGGGACAGGAAGUCAGACGAGGAAUUUAGAAAAGGAGAGUUGACUGAAGGUGCAUUUUUGUUAGACUCCCCGAGGUUCUAUUUUCUAAGUGAUUCAACGUUAACUACCUUUUUCUGUAUGCUUUCCAAAGUGGUUUUUUUUUCAGUGUUUAAUUAAAAUAUUUGCUCAUUGUUGACUUACCAUUCCUACAAAAGAGGCAGAAACUUUGAGCAAUUUAGGUUUUUUUAAGUUGUAUUCUUUUUUCCUCUUCUGAAUAUGCUUCCCCAAACCUCCCAUUCCAGUUGUAAUUAGCAUUGUGGUCUGAGUGGGUGCUACAUGGGAGAGGAAUGGCCGUUUACUCUGACAAAAAUGUCCCUUACGGGAACCAGCAGCAUCUAUGCCAAGAUGUCCCUGGUAGCCGAUCUCCAUCCAAAGUCAAACAAGCGUGCUUGGGGAGCAUCUGGGCCACUUGCCGCUUUUCCCUGCAGACUGGCUCCAGCUGCCGCUUGCUCUGCUCCCCUUGGCUGCUUGGAAGCUCCACAGCCUUUUGGCUGCACCAUUCAUAGAAUCUGCUAUUUCCCCCCUGGCGGGGGCUUUGGGUUUAUGUUUAGCCAUUUUUUAUCUCCUUUAGCUGUACAAGAAGUCCAAUUGAGAAUCAGAUGGUGAUGAACCAUGGGACCUGGUGGGUGGAGCAGAGGUGGGGAACAUUUGUAACUGUUGGAGGGUCUGGCUUUAUGGCUCCCUUUCGAGCCCAGGCCUUGGCACUAGCGCUGCUCAGCUCUAGAGGUCGAUCAGUCCGCUGUCCUGGCACACUCUCCAGGCCCUGAGAGGAAGGACCAGUCCCUGUGUCGCAGCCUGUCACCGCCGCCUCUGCUUCCGUCUGUCUUGCCUGGCCAUUCCCACCCCAAACAGCUGCCCUGUCUUGCACCUUGGGUUGCUGGCCCGCUAAUCCGCGCUCUGGUCACAUGUGCUCAGCUCUGGUACCAAAUAGCUGGGAUUCCUGAAGCGAUCCCCCUGCCCUGUGUGUCAGUGCAGAAGCCAGGAUGGCUGUCUGCCGUGUCCCUGUCAAGUGCCCUCUGCCCAAGCCGUCCCUGUGCCGACCGCACUGCGGGAGUUACGAGGUGCCUUUCCUGGAACCAAGCGAGGCGACAGCACUGGCUGGGGCUUGAGGUUUCCAGGGGUCUGGACUGGUUUGGGUGCUUUAAAUAGAUUUUUAGCUCUGUGGUGCUUCUGGGGGAGAAAGGGGUUCAGUGUGAGACUUGGGUGGAUGGGAGACUUCAGUACUGGUGUUUAGCUGUUAUUUUUGCUUUUGCUGUUGUUACCACCUGUCAUUGUCUCCAUGUUAAAAUGCCAAAAAUGAUCUAGUUGUCACCGCUUUUCCCCCACCUGUCUUCCUACCCCGUCCCUGCUCACAGUGACUUCUGUCCUUCUGGGUCUCAGCUGGUCCCACAGCCUGCAUUUAAGACCCAGCCCGAGUCCUUGCUCAUUUCUGCCACCCUGUGUUGGACAGUGGCCCCAGGACAAGCUUCUGCAGUGUCAGAACUUCUGCUGAACUAACCUGAUCUGUCCCUGUCACCCCCAGAUGCUUCCCACCCAAGAUCCCGUGGGUGGGGCCUAUGUGGUCCCUGCUCCCACCUGAGCAGCUCCCCUGAGCGAGGCUGGCAGUCUCUUAUUGUCUUACACCCUGGGGUCUCCCUGGAGCUCUGUGGUACCCAGAGGUUGAGGACACAGUAGUAUGGGAGCUGCCCCGGGCUGAGCUGGGCUCAUCUUCCAGGCGACACCUAAAACCAGCGGCUGCCACCCUCGGGCCCCAAGGUGUCCUGUGCCCUCCCUCACCUUCCUCUCAGUGUAGGAUUGUAACAUGAACUUCCUCUUGGGGAGCACCCUUUAGAACAGGAGUUGGGGCGGCCUGCACUCUUCCAAGAGGCGCAGAGGACCGAGCAGAGAAGGGGCUUGGCUGCCCUGCAGUGUCCAGCAGCCCUCCAUGUCUGGAAGGAGAGUCCAAAAGGGGGCUUAGGUGGUUGGGAAUCAAAGAGGACAUUGUGAUUUGGUUGAAGGCGCCUGGUUUAGUGCUGUAAUUGUCUUUAUUUUUUUUUAUAUAUAUAUUUCUUGGAGUAAACAUUUUAAAUAAACUGCAUCAUUGUUUACUCUG
Messenger RNA from Heterocephalus glaber (naked mole-rat), 3952 nucleotides. It is a transcript of the gene Rcc2, whose product is annotated as regulator of chromosome condensation 2. Gene Ontology annotation, cellular component: membrane. NCBI's taxonomy places the organism in Eukaryota, Metazoa, Chordata, Mammalia, Rodentia, Bathyergidae. Gene Ontology annotation, molecular function: small GTPase binding. Gene Ontology annotation, biological process: negative regulation of GTPase activity. The record is from RefSeq and is a predicted model, not a curated record.